Messenger RNA from Cygnus atratus (black swan), 2826 nucleotides. RefSeq names its product exostosin glycosyltransferase 1 (gene EXT1). The record is from RefSeq and is a predicted model, not a curated record. The transcript is spliced from 12 exons. Bases 257 to 2548 code for a protein of 763 amino acids. NCBI's taxonomy places the organism in Eukaryota, Metazoa, Chordata, Aves, Anseriformes, Anatidae. Gene Ontology annotation, cellular component: membrane. Gene Ontology annotation, molecular function: glycosyltransferase activity.
GCCCGCUGCCGCCCGCCGCUGAGAGCCCGGCGGCGAGGAAGUCCGGGCGGGCGGUCGCCCACAUGCGCGGCCCCAGCCCGCGGCUUGGGGAACGGCGCCGAGCGGAGGAGGCGGGCGAGGGGAGCUGGAAGCGGCCGGCGGCGGCGGCGGCGAGGAGAAGAUGGCGGAGCGGCGGAGGAGCUGAGAGCGGCGCCCGGAGAAGUGGGGCCGCCCCCGCAGCCUUCCUCCGCAGCCCCCCGGACCCCCCGGCGGCCACAUGCAGGCCAAAAAACGCUACUUGACGCUGCUCUCCGCCGCCACCUGUCUCGCCCUGCUGCUCUACCUCGGAGGCGUGCAGCUGCGGGCAGCCCGCGCCCCGCCGCCCGCCGGCCGGCAUGGGGCUGCCCCGCGGCCCGGCAGCGAGCGGCCCUGGCCCCGCUUCCCCGACGCCCUCCGGCCCUUCGCGGAGCCGGAGGGGGCCGCGGGGGGCGACGCGGGGGGCGGUGGCGGCGGCCGGGUCUCGCCCCGGCAGCGGCGGGACGGCAGCGCCGGGCUGUACCGCGGGCGGCGGUGCCGCAUGGAGUCCUGCUUCGACUUCGCCCUUUGCCAGAAAAACGGCUUCAAGGUCUACGUGUACCCGCAGCAGAAGGGGGAGAAGAUCGCCGAGAGCUACCAGAACGUGCUGGCGGCCAUCGAGGGCUCCCGCUUCUACACCUCCGACCCCAGCCAGGCGUGUCUCUUCGUCCUCAGCCUGGACACGCUGGACCGGGACCAGCUCUCCCCGCAGUACGUGCACAACCUCCGCUCCAAAGUGCAGAGCCUCCACUUGUGGAACAACGGUAGAAAUCACUUGAUUUUUAAUUUAUAUUCCGGCACCUGGCCCGACUACACCGAGGACGUGGGCUUCGACAUCGGCCAGGCCAUGCUGGCCAAAGCCAGCAUCAGUACUGAAAACUUCAGACCCAAUUUUGAUGUUUCUAUUCCGCUCUUUUCUAAGGAUCAUCCUAGGACAGGAGGGGAGAAGGGAUUUUUGAGGUUUAACACCAUCCCUCCUCUCAGGAAGUACAUGUUGGUAUUCAAGGGGAAAAGGUACCUGACAGGGAUAGGGUCAGACACCAGGAAUGCCUUAUAUCACGUCCAUAACGGAGAGGAUGUUGUCCUCUUGACCACCUGCAAGCAUGGCAAAGACUGGCAAAAGCACAAGGAUUCGCGUUGCGAUAGAGACAACGCCGAAUACGAGAAAGUGUGUGUUGUCAAGUUCAUAAAGCAAACACCAGCCGGUUGUUUGACGUAUGAUUACCGUGAAAUGCUGCACAAUGCCACUUUCUGUCUGGUUCCCCGUGGCCGCAGGCUUGGCUCGUUCAGGUUUCUGGAAGCCUUGCAGGCUGCCUGCGUGCCCGUGAUGCUCAGCAAUGGAUGGGAGCUGCCCUUCUCGGAAGUGAUUGAUUGGAAGCAGGCUGCCGUCAUCGGGGAUGAGAGAUUGCUAUUACAGAUUCCUUCUACAAUCAGGUCUAUCCAUCAGGAUAAAAUCCUAGCACUUAGACAGCAGACACAGUUCUUGUGGGAGGCUUAUUUUUCUUCAGUUGAGAAGAUUGUAUUGACUACACUAGAGAUUAUUCAGGACAGAAUAUUUAAGCACAUAUCACGUAACAGCUUAAUAUGGAACAAACAUCCUGGAGGGUUAUUUGUACUGCCACAGUAUUCCUCAUAUCUGGGAGAUUUUCCGUACUACUAUGCUAAUCUCGGUCUGAAGCCUCUCCCCACGUUCACUGCCGUUAUCCAUGCAGUAACUCCCCUGGUUUCCCAAUCUCAACCUGUGCUGAAACUCCUGGUUGCUGUAGCCAAGUCCCAGUACUGUGCACAGAUCAUUGUUUUAUGGAAUUGUGAUAAACCCCUCCCAGCCAAACACCGCUGGCCUGCCACUUCUGUGCCUGUCAUAGUCAUUGAAGGAGAGAGCAAGGUUAUGAGCAGUCGCUUCUUACCCUACGACAACAUAGUGACAGAUGCAGUGCUAAGCCUGGAUGAGGACACCGUGCUUUCAACCACUGAGGUGGAUUUUGCCUUUACGGUUUGGCAGAGUUUUCCAGAGAGGAUUGUAGGGUACCCUGCUCGCAGUCACUUCUGGGACAACACUAAGGAGAGGUGGGGCUAUACCUCCAAGUGGACUAAUGACUAUUCCAUGGUAUUGACAGGAGCUGCUAUUUACCACAAAUAUUAUCACUACCUGUACACUCAUUACCUGCCUGCCAGCCUAAAGAAUAUGGUGGACCAACUGGCCAAUUGUGAGGACAUUCUAAUGAAUUUUUUGGUGUCAGCUGUGACAAAAUUGCCUCCAAUCAAAGUAACACAGAAAAAACAGUAUAAGGAGACCAUGAUGGGACAGACAUCCCGGGCCUCGCGCUGGGCUGACCCUGACCACUUCGCCCAGCGGCAGAGCUGCAUGAACACUUUCGCCAGCUGGUUUGGCUAUAUGCCGCUGAUCCACUCUCAGAUGAGGCUCGACCCUGUCCUCUUUAAAGACCAGGUCUCCAUCCUGAGAAAGAAGUACCGAGACAUUGAACGACUCUGAGGAGCGCUGCCGAGGGGGCCGAGCCACCCCCAGCCCCGCCUGGAACCAGACUGUGCCGCGGCACGGCCGUAUCCGAAAACGGCGAGCGGCGCCCGGGGGCGCGCGGCUCCGGACUGCUUCACCCGCCUGGCAGGCUUCUGUUGCUCACGACUAGGUUGUGUACAGUUUCAUUAUGGAACAUUAAAUAAUUAUUUUUGAAAUGAUUGCUAUGCAGGUUUAAACUUUUUUAAUGAUCAAAAAAAAAACUAUUAAAAACAGAGUUCUUUCUUUAAUCAAAA